GACGGGACCUCAGGAAUGUCCUCCGACGGUUUAAAUAGCGCCCGUGUCGGCGAGCGGAGUCAGUCGCACAAGUGCAAAGAUCGGAAUAAAAAGAGCGCACGAGGAGACACGAGCGAUUCCAGAGGAGAGCAGCCGGGACACGUGACUUUCCUCCUCCGCGUGUUGUUGUUGUCGUUGUUGUGGUCCAUUUCCCAUUUGAAAAGUCAGUCGUCGUUUCAGGAUUUCAAGAUGAUGCUGGAGUGUGGCAUCUUCCUGCUGCUGAUGCUUUGGAGUGGCGAGGGCGCGCGACUGGCAGAGAGUCGGGAUGACACCAGCGUGUACGACCUGUUCGACCUGGCCCAGGUGACCAAGAGGAACCACGGGGUGAGCGCGGUGAAGGGCGCGGACCCCAACAGCCCCGCGUACAAGGUCCUGGACGCGGACCUGAUCCCCCCCGUCCCCGCCGGCGCCUUCAGGGACCUCCUCGACUCCGUGCAGGCGGAGCGGGGCUUCCUGCUCCUGGCCAACUUCAAGCAGUUCCGGAAGAGCCGCGGCAGCCUGCUGACCGUCGAGAAGAGCGACGGCUCCGGGCCCGUGUUGGAGAUCGUGUCCAACGGCCGGGCGAGCACCCUGGACCUGGUCUACUCCACCAGCGGCCAGCAGCAGGUGGUGUCCAUCGAGGACGCGGACUUGGCCACGGGCCACUGGAAGAACAUCACGCUGUUCGUCCAGGACGACCGCGCGCAGCUCUUCGUGGGCUGCGAGGAGGUCAACGUGGCGGAGAUGGACGUGCCCAUCCAGAAGGUGCUGAGGCCGGAGGUGGCGGACGUCGCCCGGCUGCGGAUUGGAAAGGGCGCGGUGAAAGACCGAUUCAUGGGAGUUCUUCAAAACGUGCGUUUUGUCUUUGGGACCACUCUCGAUGCCAUACUCAGAAAUAAGGGUUGCCUCAGUGGAGCUACCUUAACAGAUGUCAUGACCCUGGACAGCCCGGUCAACGGCUCCAGUCCUGCCAUUAGGGACGAUUACAACGACCACAAAGCCAAAGAUCUGCAGUCUGUCUGCGGCUUCUCCUGUGAGGACAUCUCCAGCAUGUUUAAGGAGCUCAGGGGAAUCGGCGUGGUCGUCAAACAGCUGUCGCACAAGCUCAGCAAAGUGUCUGAGGACAGCACGCUGCUGAAAAAUCAAAUGAACAUCCACAGUGGAAUUUGCAUCCACAAUGGCAUCGUGUACAAGGACAAAGAUGAAUGGACCGUGGACGGCUGUACUGAGUGCACCUGUCAGAACUCUGCUACUGUGUGCCGCAAAAUCUCCUGCCCUCUGAUCCCAUGUGCUAACGCCACCGUGCCCGACGGACAGUGCUGUCCUCGCUGUGGAACACCGCCACAUGCUGAGGAUGGAUGGUCUCCCUGGUCUGAGUGGACCCAUUGUUCCGUGACUUGCGGCCGUGGCAUUCAACAGCGUGGACGUUCCUGCGACCGCAUCAACAGCAACUGUGAGGGCACUUCUGUCCAGACCCGUGACUGCUACCCUCAGGAAUGUGACAAACGCUUCAAACAGGAUGGCGGUUGGAGUCACUGGUCUCCCUGGUCUUCGUGCUCCGUGACCUGCGGUGAAGGAGUCAUCACCCGAAUCCGCCUCUGCAACUCCCCCACACCCCAGAUGGGUGGCAUGGACUGCGAGGGAGAGGGACGUCAAACAGAAAUCUGUCAGAAGUCUCCUUGCCCCAUCAACGGAGGCUGGGGACCUUGGUCACCCUGGGACAUCUGCACUGUUACCUGUAGCGGAGGAAUCCAGACUCGCAAACGUCUUUGCACUGCCCCCGUCCCCAAAUAUGGUGGAAAAGACUGUGUUGGUGAUGCCACUGCGUCUCAAGUGUGCAACAAACAGGACUGUCCUAUUGAUGGUUGUCUGUCCAACCCAUGCUUCUCUGGCACAAAGUGCACCAGCUUCCCCGAUGGCUCUUUCAGGUGUGGCAAGUGUCCACUUGGCUACCGUGGGAAUGGCGUCAUCUGCAAGGACAUUGACGAAUGUAAAGAAGUUGCAGAUGCUUGCCACUCUCAUAAUGGAGUCCAUCGCUGUGAGAACACUGAGCCCGGUUACAACUGUCUGCCUUGCCCCCCGCGUUUCUCCGGCCCUCAGCCCUUUGGAAGAGGAGUGGAAAUGGCGACGGCUAAGAAACAGGUUUGCAAACCCCGUAACCCUUGUCAGGAUGGCAGCCACGACUGCAAUAAAAACGCAAACUGCGUCUACUUGGGCGUCUUCUCCGAUUCCAUGUUCCGCUGUGAGUGCAAGCCAGGAUAUGCAGGGAACGGCCGUAUCUGUGGAGGGGACAGUGACCUGGAUGGUUGGCCCAACACUGACCUGCUGUGUGUGGCGAAUGCAACCUACCACUGCAAGAAGGAUAACUGCCCCAACCUUCCCAACUCUGGUCAGGAAGAUCACGACAAAGAUGGCCUGGGUGAUGAAUGUGACCAUGAUGAUGACAAUGAUGGGAUCCCCGAUGAUAGGGACAACUGCCCAAGAGUGUACAACCCUGCCCAGUAUGACGCAGACAGGGAUGAUGUUGGCGACCGCUGUGACAACUGUGUGUUCGAGGCUAAUACCGACCAAACCGACACAGACAACAAUGGAGAGGGUGAUGCAUGUGCUGUUGACAUUGAUGGCGAUGGAAUUCUGAAUGAGAACGACAAUUGCCCUUAUGUUUACAAUGUGGACCAGAGAGAUACUGAUAGAGAUGGUGUCGGUGACCAUUGUGACAAUUGCCCUCUGGAGCACAACCCCGAUCAGGUUGACUCUGACUCCGAUCUUGUUGGAGACAAGUGCGACAGCAACCAGGACAUUGACGAGGACGGUCACCAGAACAACUUGGACAACUGCCCCUACAUCGCCAAUGCCAACCAGGCAGACCACGACAAGGAUGGCAAGGGUGACGCUUGCGACCAUGACGAUGACAAUGACGGCAUCCCCGAUGACAAAGACAACUGUCGACUGGCCUUUAACCCAGACCAACUGGACUCUGAUGGUGAUGGCCGUGGUGAUAUUUGCAAAGAUGACUUUGACCAAGACAAUGUUCUGGACAUCUAUGAUGUGUGUCCGGAGAACUUUGCCAUCAGUGAAACAGACUUCCGCAGAUUCCAGAUGGUUCCCCUGGACCCCAAGGGUACCUCCCAGAUUGACCCCAACUGGGUGGUCCGGCAUCAGGGCAAGGAGUUGGUCCAGACUGUCAACUGCGAUCCUGGCAUUGCUGUUGGUUACGAUGAGUUCAGCGCAGUGGAUUUCAGUGGAACAUUCUUCAUCAACACUGACAGAGAUGAUGAUUACGCCGGGUUCGUGUUUGGCUACCAGUCAAGCGCACGCUUCUACACGGUCAUGUGGAAACAGAUCACCCAGACCUACUGGUCCAACACACCCACAAGAGCUCAAGGCUACUCUGGCCUGUCAAUCAAAGUGGUGAAUUCCACCACAGGCCCUGGUGAGCAUCUGAGGAAUGCCCUGUGGCACACUGGAGACACCCAGGGACAGGUUCGCACUUUGUGGCACGACCCCAAGAACAUUGGCUGGAAGGACUUUACCGCCUACAGGUGGCACCUGACCCACAGACCCAAGACUGGACUUAUCAGAGUGGUCAUGUAUGAGGGCAAGAGAAUCAUGGCCGAUUCUGGGAACAUCUUUGACAAGACAUACGCUGGUGGGCGACUAGGCUUGUACGUCUUCUCUCAGGAGAUGGUUUACUUCUCAGACCUCAAAUAUGAAUGCAGAGAUACAUAAAUGGACCACAGAGCUUUGCGGAGGAAUGUAUCAGUCUGUCUGUAUGAAUAUAUAAUACGAGACCCAUAUCUUUGACUUUUUCCUUUCAUAAAAUGCACAUUGGAGGAAUGACGGGCAAGUGAGCUAACGUGAGGUAAACCGACCUCAGGACUUAAAGCCAAAUGAAUGAUGAUUCUGCACCACUGCAACCAAACUCAAAUUGUGAGCGCGGCACUGCUCAGAAGACAUUGGCCCACUCACUUUGUUGCUCUGAUCUGCAUUGAAAGAGGGCCACAUUUUAUUGCUUUGCACACCUGAACUGUUGUUGGUUGGCGGUAUUCCUCUGUGGAGGAGGGACCAAAGAGUGCUUCAUGUUCUUAGUUCUUUUAUUUCUAUUUUUUUAUGAGCAUUAAUCUACAUCUGCUGUGGACUCGGACUUGCUUGUUUCAGUAUGAAGAGAGCAGUAGAACUUUCUUAGGCCGGGGUAAAUAUGCCCGUUGAAGGAACUGUUGAGGGACCGUGGACAGUAUGGACCGACUGUUGCUAUCAAAGAGAGUGAAUGGUGUUUGUGUGUUUGUGCAUGUGUGCCACCCAACCAAGUCAAAUUUUGUUUUCGUUUCUAUUGAUAACCCCCCCCCCCCCCUCGCCACACAUUCGCACAGAGUAUGUACAAGGUCUUGUAUUUAGCUGAUGCUUAGGACUGGCCCAAAGUAUUUGUCUUCUCAGGAAAGAGCACUAGAAGAAAAUGAGGAUAGCACAAAAUUCAGGACAGCACAGGCCCCAAAGCAGGCACAUUGCACACUGCUUUGGACAUUAACUAUUAGCAAAUAUUAUGUUAAUAUCUCUAAUCUUUACUGAAAGUGUCAACGCACAUUAACAGCGAGGGCCAGUCCUGUUUCCUGUCACGAGUUAACCAUUGUUAGUAGAGCUAGUUAGCUCAUCUUUGCACCUUGCCAUCUUAAAACGUUGCCAGCAACCUAUUCAAAUUAACUGAAAUCAGUAUCCACUAAUGGCAGUUGGCCAAAACAGUAGGAAAAAAAAAUACAAAUACAUAAAUACUCCAAAUAUUCUGCUUCUGCACAGUGUGCAUGACUGGUGUGCCUGAGCUUGUGUGUACAUUUCUGAUAAGGGAAAAUCAAACGAAACCCUUUAUGUACAAAUAUUACCUCAUUAGUUCUUUUUGUAUUGAGGCCAGCAAUACACAAGAAUCACUUUUCUUAGCAACAGUGUAUAAAUUGGUUGGCUUCUUUUUUUUUUUGUUAAAAGCAAGACUUUAGUAUCAUUUAUAUGCUGUAUAUAAGAUAUUUUUGUAGCAAAAGAAGCCCAAACAGGAACGUAAAGGAUUAAAGAAAUGUUGUCUUGACUAUGAUGUGCUAUAUGUAUUUCUUGUGCAUUUUUUGGGGGGAUAAAUUAUUGUAUCUGUUUUAUGUUGAGGUUAUUUCAUUUGUGUAGAUACAUUGCUAUUUAAAUAAUUUAUCUAGAAGCGUAGCCUCAUAUGGAAGCGUUUCUGUCUGUAUAAACUUAUUUGCACACUGACAUGAGGAUGUCUUUGUUAUUUUGGUUUUUGUACUUCUUUUUUUUUUAUUAGUGAAGCUUUUCUAUAAACUUUGUUUUAUAGUUUCUACCUAAAGUGCUGUUUAUACUCCUACCUGUUAUUUUGUAAUGUCAAGUGAACAAUAAACACUUCAGGAAAAAAAAAAA
Messenger RNA from Scophthalmus maximus (turbot), 5427 nucleotides. Its product is annotated as thrombospondin-1. The record is from RefSeq and is a predicted model, not a curated record. Gene Ontology annotation, cellular component: extracellular region. Gene Ontology annotation, biological process: cell adhesion; negative regulation of angiogenesis. Bases 16 to 3747 code for a protein of 1243 amino acids. NCBI's taxonomy places the organism in Eukaryota, Metazoa, Chordata, Actinopteri, Pleuronectiformes, Scophthalmidae. Gene Ontology annotation, molecular function: calcium ion binding; protein binding. The transcript has 22 exons.